This is a messenger RNA of Penicillium cosmopolitanum, 702 nucleotides long. RefSeq names its product aspartate/glutamate racemase family protein. Bases 1 to 702 code for a protein of 233 amino acids. The transcript has a single exon. The record is from RefSeq and is a predicted model, not a curated record. NCBI's taxonomy places the organism in Eukaryota, Fungi, Ascomycota, Eurotiomycetes, Eurotiales, Aspergillaceae. Gene Ontology annotation, molecular function: amino-acid racemase activity.
AUGAAGACAAUCGGCAUUGUUGGUGGCAUUGCGUGGCCAAGCUCCUUGGUCUACUACAAGACUAUCAACGAAUAUUUCAGAAAGCGCACCCAAACCAGCGGACUGCACACACCAAACCUGAUUCUCGCCCAAACGGACUUUGCACUCAUCGAACAAGCGCAAACAGAUGGCAACUGGGAUGAAGUUGGAAGACUGCUUGCUGGAGAGGCCAACAAGCUCAAGAAAGCUGGCGCGGACUUUUUUCUUCUAGCAUGCAACACCGUCCACACGGCGGAUGCAUACAUUAUGAAGAAUUCAGAACUCCCAAUGCUUCAUAUUGUGGAUGCGGCUGCACAAAAGGCAGUAGAGCAGGGCAUCACUACAGUUGGGCUUCUUGGUAGCCGCUAUACAAUGACCGGAACUUACUUUGUCGGGCGUCUGAAGGAGAAGUAUGGUCUGAAGGUGUUGAUUGCUGAGGGAGACCAUCAAUCAAACGUCCACAACGCACUAUACCAAGAGCUUACGAAGAACGUUUUCCUUCCCGAAACACGCGACAAAUUCAGAGCCGCCAUUGCCGAUUUGAUCUUCCGAGGGGCGAAGACCAUCAUUCUUGGCUGCACUGAAUUCGGCAUGUUGGUGAGCCAGGAAGACAGUACAGUGCCCGUCAUCGACACAAGUAUUGCGCAUGCCGAAGCCGCAGUUGAAUACGCCCUUGGUUCUUAA